Molecule: messenger RNA, 585 nt
Organism: Pyrgilauda ruficollis (rufous-necked snowfinch)
Lineage: Eukaryota; Metazoa; Chordata; Aves; Passeriformes; Passeridae
Gene: SMUG1
Product: single-strand-selective monofunctional uracil-DNA glycosylase 1
Exons: 1
Biological process (GO): base-excision repair
Molecular function (GO): single-strand selective uracil DNA N-glycosylase activity; oxidized pyrimidine nucleobase lesion DNA N-glycosylase activity
Source: RefSeq, a predicted model, not a curated record
ACUGACGCCCCCUCCCCGCCCCCGCAGGUGCCGUUCGGCGAGGCGUGGCACGUGCGGGAGUGGCUGCGGGUGUCGGGCGCGGUGCGGCGGCCGCCCCGGGAGCACCCCAAGCGCCCGGUGCUGGGGCUGCGCUGCCCGCGGAGCGAGGUCAGCGGCGCCCGCUUCUGGGGGCUGAUCCGCAGCCUGUGCCCGGAGCCCCGCGCCUUCUUCCGCCACUGCUUCGUGCACAACCUCUGCCCGCUGCUCUUCCUCGCCGCCUCGGGCCGGAACGUGCCGCCGCCGGAGCUGCGGGCGGCCGAGCGGGAGCGGCUGCUGGCGCCGUGCGGGGCCGCGCUGGCCGCCGUGGUGGCGGCGCUGGGCGUGCGCCUGGUGCUGGCCCUGGGCCGGCUGGCCGAGCUGCGGGCGCGCCGGGCGCUGCGGGACGCGGGGCUGGCCGUGCCCGUGGCCUGGAUCCCGCACCCUUCGCCCCGCAACGCCCGCAGCGCCCGCGGCUGGGAGAGCGAGGCGCGGGAGCGGCUGCGGGAGCUGGGGGUGCUGCGGCUGCUGGGGGUGCGGGACGGGGCGGGGGGCGAGCGGGGACGGCUG